Molecule: messenger RNA, 3832 nt
Organism: Lutra lutra (Eurasian river otter)
Lineage: Eukaryota; Metazoa; Chordata; Mammalia; Carnivora; Mustelidae
Gene: TXNDC2
Product: thioredoxin domain containing 2
Exons: 2
Coding region: 514-2127 (537 amino acids)
Source: RefSeq, a predicted model, not a curated record
GAGUAACAUGAUUAGGAGGAGACACUAUGAUGGUUAGAGUGAUGCGUCAGAAAGAAAGCUGGGGCUGAAGAAUCCUAGAGGGAGGCUGUAGGAAAGAUGGGUUCGAGUUACCAUCCUUUGGCAAACAGAAGAGUUCAGUGUAGUAUGCAGAGGGCAGGCUUGGAACCCGCCCGUCUACUGGCUUUGUGAGCUUGAGCAAGUUACAUAACUUGCCCAAGGCUCAGCUUUCUUAUUUGUAAAGUGAGGAUCAUAAUGGUACUUACCUCAGUGGUCUGCUGUGUUAUAGGAAAUAAUGCCUGUGAACACACAGCAGGCACCGGGCAAGGCCAACACCCAGCUCGGCCUCCAGAACCAAGGCUGUCAUGAAACUCUCAACUACUAGGGAAGACCAGUUGUAAGCACAACCCGCCUGUAAGUUUUUCCUUGUUGUGUGAUGUAGGUUGGUGAGGUUGGAAGAAGUUGAAGGGUACCACCUCGUCUUCACUGUGAGGCAUGCGUGAAGUAUGAGUGGGUAUGGACAAGGAACUGGAAGUGGAAAGUGAUAGAGCGGGAGCCCCGGAAGAACCGGAAAUGAGUCUGGAGAAACAAGAAGAAGCCAGUCAAGAAAGUCCACUAUUACAGGGUCUGUCCAGUCAUGUGACUCCGAUGGUCCCAGAAUUCUUGGACCCAGCACAUAUCCAGGAGGAGGCCUUGGCCCACGAGGACAACAACAUACAAAUCUUGCCUGCAGUGGAGCCCAAAGGUCCACAGCCCAAGGACAUAUUCCCACCUGUACAGGAAAGUAACAUCUCCAAUUUCUCAGCAAAAACCAUACAGCCCAAGCAGGUUGACAUCCCCAGUUUUUCAGCAAAGCCCAUCUUGCCCAAGCAGGCCGACAUCCCCAGUUUGUCAGCAGAAACAAUGCCACCCAAGCAGGCUGAUAACCCCAACUCCCCAGAAAAAAUUAUCCCACUCAAGCAGACGGACAUCUUCAAUUCCUCAGCAAAACCCAUAUCACCCAAACAUGUUGAAACUUCCAGUUUCUUAGCAAAAAUCACCCCACCCAAGCAGGGCAAUACACCCAAUUCCCCAACUAAAACCACCCCAUACAAACAGACUGAUAGCCUCAAUUCCCCAGCAAAAACCAUCCCACUCAAGAAGUCUGACACCCCCAAUUUUUCAGCUAAACCCAUCCCACCCAAGCAGGCUGACACCCUCCAUUCUUCAGAAAAAAAUAUCCCACCCAAGCAAGAUGACAUCCCCAAUUCCUCAGAAAAAAUCAUCCUGCCAAAGGAGGAUGGCAUGUCUACUUCUUCAGAACAACACAUCCCACCCAAGAAGGGUGACACCAUUUCCCCAGCAAAAUCCAUCCUGCCUAAGCAGGCCAGUAGCCACAAGUUCUUAGCAAAAUCCAUUCUGCCCAAGGGGGCCAAUGCCCCCAAGUUGUCAGCAAGAAAUUCCCAGUCUAAGCAGGUCAACAGCCCCAAGAUCUUAGCAAAAUCCAUCCUGUCCAAGCACAGCCACACUUCCAAGUCCUCAGAUGAAAGCAUCCUGCUUAGGGAUAGUGACACCAAGUCGUCAGAAGAUACCAUCCACCCCAAGGAGGGACACAUCCUCAUGUCCUUAGAGGAAAGCAUCCUGCCCAGACAGGUUGACAUCAAGUCCUCAGAAAACACCAUCCACCCCAAGGAGGGUGACCUCCUCAAGUCCUCAAAAGAAACCAUCCUGUCCAAGGAGGAUGACAUUCCCAAGUCCUCACAAGAAGUCAUCCAGCCCACAGAAGGCAAUGUCUUGGAGCUGUCACAGACAAUGGAACUCCUGGAGGUGGACCUGGUGAAAGCGAUCCUGAGCAAGGAGGAAUUUGAGUUGGCACUCAAGGAGGCCGGGGAGAGAUUGGUAGCCGUGGACUUCUCGGCCACCUGGUGUGGGCCUUGCAGGACCAUCAAGCCCCUUUUCCGGUCCCUGUCCUUGAAGUAUGAGGAUGUGGUGUUCCUGGAAGUGGACGCUGAUGAGUGUGAGGAGCUGCUGAGGGACCUGGAGAUCAUUUGCAUCCCAACCUUCCAGUUUUAUAAAAACGAAGAAAAGGUGGGAGAAUUUUGUGGUGCCGUUAAGGAAAAACUCGAAGCAAGCAUUGAAGAAUUAAAGUAAUUGUGGACUCUGAAAGCACUGUUAACAGUCAGCUGGUUAUAGUCUGUGUUUUUUUUUUAAUUUAUUUACCAAAAGAGAUGAGACAUAAAGUGUCUGCUCCAUAAGUGAUCAAGUAUUAACCCCACCUUCUCAAAAAUCAGUAAAGCACUAAAGCGUCUUGUGACCAUGUUCUCCUUGGUAGAAAAGUGUGAUAUUAGAAUUUCCUUUGGUGGAGAUUGGGAGCGCACCUGUCUCCUAUUUUUUUGAUCCUGAUCUUUUUUGGAACUCGCCCUUGAAAAUUCAGUUCACUUGGUGUUAGUGGCAACAUUGGACGUUUAGACAAUUCUGUAAAAGCAUAGGAUUUAUAGAUGGGUGGAGACUUUUCUCAUUUGGGGUUUCUGAUAAGAUGCUUCGGGAAAUAAAGAAUUGGAAAGAUUCACAUAACCUACCUAACCUCCUCUAAGUGCAGGGAGUGCUCUGGUGGCCUCAGGAAAUCCCAUGGGCUCACCAAGCCCACAUGGAAUUCCUUGGUGGCAGAGCCGAGAUCAAGGCUGUGUUCCCAGAUCUCAAGUGCAGUCCUCUUUCUACUAAUCAUGCCCACAAAAUCCGAUACAGGGCUCCCAGCUUCUGAUUUCUCAGAGCAAGAGCUUUAUGAUUCAGGUCAAAGUCAGGGUGAUCUUCAAUGCCAUUAUGACAUCAGCUCCCUGAUGACAGAGUUCCUACUUUGUCUUCUGGUAAUGGGGUUUCUGAAACCUGCUCCCAGACAUCUCAGAUCCCAAAGGCCUAGGUCUGGGUCACAGAUGGUGGCUUGGUCCAGAGCUUUUGUGUUUAAAAAACAAUGUAUAUGUGAUACACGCAUGUAUAACAGCAUGUGUCUAAUGUAUGCAGUUUGAUGAAUUUGGACAUAUGCAUACACCCAUCAUUACCAUAGUCAAGGUAACAAACAUACCCCUCAUCUCCAGAGUUUCCUUGUAUGUCCUCUCUUUUGUCAUUGUGGUGGUGGUGGCAGUGGUAAGAGCACUUCACUGGUGCUCUUCACUUCACUCUGAUCUCUUAACAUUUUAAACACACAAUACUGUGUUGUCAAUGACAGACCAACUCUUGUACAGCAAAUCUCUAAGACUUAGCCAUUCCAGAGAACUGAAACUUGUACCCAAUGAGCAACAACUCUUCAUUUCUCCCCCUAUUCCUCAUCAGCCAUCAUCCUGUCUUCUGCUGGUCCAGUCUUUUAAAGAAUUUGAACUAGUUGUCAACAUUUCAAAAAACAGGAUUCCCUUUAAAACCUUGAAUUCCAGCUUUUCUUGAAAAACUGUAAAACUGGGCGAUCUGGGCUUGCAUUCCCUCAAGAAACCAGUCUAAUCUUAGAGGCUCCAUGGCACUGCCUCCCAUUGGUGGUGAGAAACUGGGCUGACCACUUUUAUGCAGCUGAGUUGCAAUGCCUCAGUUAACCGCAGGAGGGGUGCUGCACCAGGAACUCCUACUGUGUGCUCUAGCUCAAUGGUAGACCUCGUCUGAGCCACGAAAAAUAACCACCUAAGAAUAGAAACAAAAUGCCAUGCCUACCUGGACUUUCGUCUAAAAACAUUUGGGAUGACCUACGUGAAGUAUUAACGAUAAGGCUAACAAAUUCGUGAAAAUGAGUAAGAUGUCAACUGAGGUUCAUAUAAUCACUCUGUUUCAAUGGGACAUUUUGUUCUGAGUUUCUCAGCAGUCUGGAUGGGGCAGG